Molecule: messenger RNA, 2439 nt
Organism: Wasmannia auropunctata (little fire ant)
Lineage: Eukaryota; Metazoa; Arthropoda; Insecta; Hymenoptera; Formicidae
Product: octopamine receptor beta-3R-like
Exons: 5
Coding region: 723-1949 (408 amino acids)
Biological process (GO): adenylate cyclase-activating adrenergic receptor signaling pathway
Cellular component (GO): membrane
Molecular function (GO): octopamine receptor activity
Source: RefSeq, a predicted model, not a curated record
CGACGACGACGACAACAACGGGGACGACGACGGUCUCGUCGCGACCUUGCCCGCGAAAGAUCGAUCCGACAGCAUGUCGCGGAUUAGAGUGAAACACCGAUGUUCUAGGACCGGUCCUGCCAACGUUCCACUAACUAAGAGUGCAGUUUAAACCUCUGAAAAAACAGUGGUUGAUAAACCUAUCGCUGCCCUGUUAUUUACGGAAGACUUUUAGAAAAAUACUCAACUUGUACCUAAACGUACUGAAAUUCAAUCGAGAUUACAAACUCAAGUAGUAACGCUUAACGAUAGUAGUAUUCGGCAUAAGUGAUAUUCAGUAGUGCUCAGUAGAAAAAAAAAAUAAUGCUUAUAAUCGAACAAACAAUCAACGAUCAAAUUUACAAAGUGCAACGAUUUUCACGAACAAUGUAAGAAUUAUAGAGAUUUGCUUUAAACAAAAAUAAAACGAAAUUAAGUCGCCACUUGAGUGUAAAUCACUGUUAUUAUGGAAAGUGAUUGUGAACUGGAAAACUUGGACUGCAGUGGAUAGAUAGUUUGGAUUUGAAAAAUGAUGAAAGUGAUACUUUCGUGUACAAUGUGAAGAUCUGACUCGUCUCAAAAAUGAGAUACUUAAAUCGCCAUCCUUAGCGCCAUGACCCAGAAACGGUUGUAAAAAUCGACGAACAUGUCGAUGGAUCUUGAUAGAUGAACAUUUAAUAUGAUAUUGCGACUUUCGGUUUGGGAUGGAAUUCAGUGAGCCUCCGGAUGAGGAGGUCUACCCAACGCUCAAGAUCAAUUUUUCCUCGAGCAUCGAGGGUUCCCUUCUUCGAAACAACCUGAGCAUUGCCGAGUCAAGAAACAUCACUCUAGUCGCCCUUAAGGGCGUGAUAAUGAUCAGCAUCAUCGUCACCGCGUUGUUAGGCAAUGCUCUGGUGAUCGCCAGCGUCAGAAGGCACCGGAAGCUACGGGUGCCCACCAAUCGCUAUGUGGUUUCCUUGGCAAUGGCGGAUCUCCUGGUGGCGGUGUGCGCCAUGACGUUCAACGCUUCCGUCGAGCUUUCCGGCGGUAAAUGGCUGCUGGGAAGUAUUAUGUGCGACGUGUGGAACUCGAUGGACGUUUAUUUCAGCACCGCCAGCAUCCUUCAUCUUUGUUGCAUCAGCGUCGAUAGGUAUUACGCGAUAGUCCGACCGCUCGAGUACCCGGCCAUUAUGAGGACUGUAACAGUUACUGCCAUGCUGAGUAGUGCUUGGUCUCUGCCGGCCCUGAUUAGCUUUAUACCUAUCUUUAUGGGCUGGUACACCACGCAGCAACACCUGGAUUACCGUCGGAAGAAUCCGCAGAGUUGCUCGUUCGUGGUGAACCGGCUGUACGCGGUGAUCAGUUCCUGCGUGUCCUUCUGGAUCCCGGGUGUCGUGAUGAUCAUCAUGUACUGCAAGAUUUACAAGGAGGCGGUCAGACAGAGAGCGGCCCUCAGUAGGGCGUCCAGUAGCACGGUGUUGAACAACGUUCACGUGCGUCGCUCCUCCGGCGGUUCCAGACACCAUUCUAGAACGUCGCAUCAGCUGCUGCUCCAUCCAAGCGACGCCAGCGAUUACGGAAGACCGCUCUCUUACAGAGCCUCAGCGGCGGAGCUCAACGUCGAGAACGGCACUUCGAUACGACAGCAAACAAAAAGUUGGCGAGCCGAACAUAAAGCUGCGAGAACACUCGGUAUAAUUAUGGGGGCAUUUCUUCUCUGUUGGCUGCCGUUCUUCAUCUGGUAUCUGACGACGUCAUUGUGCGGCGAGGCCUGUUAUUGCCCGGACACGGUGGUAUCGGUGCUUUUCUGGAUAGGUUACUUCAACAGCGCCCUGAAUCCACUCAUCUAUGCGUAUUUCAACCGCGACUUUCGUGACGCCUUCAAGGAUACCCUAAAGAGCGCCUUGCCCUGCUGCGCCGGCUGCUGGAAGACACCCUCGCAAUUCGUGUAGUUCGAUACAACUUCAAACAAUUCGUCUCUUUCCCCCCUCCUGAAAGGCGAGAUUCCCCUUUUUUUCUCGACGAAUUUUCAGCCAAAACGAAAUGAAUAGAGCCGCUUCGUUUCAGCGAUUUUUGACGCCAAUCGACGCUAUUCGCAAUUGACCCUUAUUGCUCGGAUAUAUUGACUUCACACAUCGCUUUUCCGUUAUCCGGUUAACUUGAUGCGUAGUGCACGAUGUUCAUCAUUACGUUGAUUGUCAAUCGUCACCUGUGAAAUACGCAUCUAAGCGUAAAUUGCGUUCUUUGCAUCUAAGAAUGUGUAAUAAUUUCAAUAUAUUAUGUAUUGUGUCAUUUUCAAAUAAUAUUCUAAAUAAUUUUAAACAAAAAGAAAAUAAAACACGCGCAACAAACAGGAUUAGAAAUUUUCAAUCUGAAAAAAUAUUUUAAAAUAGUUUUUAACAUAGAUGGUUUUUUAAAUAUAUAUGUGAAAAUUUAUGAUUU